Messenger RNA from Saprolegnia parasitica CBS 223.65, 207 nucleotides. RefSeq lists its product as hypothetical. The transcript is spliced from 2 exons. Bases 1 to 207 code for a protein of 68 amino acids. The record is from RefSeq and is a predicted model, not a curated record. Lineage: Eukaryota; Oomycota; Saprolegniomycetes; Saprolegniales; Saprolegniaceae.
AUGCACGUCGGCGACGCUCUGCUGCGUGGCGAGACGCACCGCGAGGCCGUCAACCUCGUCGCAGCAAGCGUCGAGCUCACAAAGACGGCGAUCACAUCGAUGGUGGAGAAAGCGAAGCUGGCGGUCGCCAUGCAAGACCACGCGAUGCUGUACAUCCUCACCUGCGUCGACCAAGAAAACCAGCGACGACAAGUGGUUGCCUCGUGA